Messenger RNA from Saccostrea echinata, 2044 nucleotides. RefSeq names its product heat shock 70 kDa protein 12A-like. The record is from RefSeq and is a predicted model, not a curated record. Lineage: Eukaryota; Metazoa; Mollusca; Bivalvia; Ostreida; Ostreidae. Bases 93 to 1883 code for a protein of 596 amino acids. The transcript is spliced from 5 exons. Gene Ontology annotation, molecular function: ATP binding; ATP-dependent protein folding chaperone.
AAUACGAUCUAAUAAUAGAUUUCUUCGAUCUACUAUUAUAAAUUUCCUAUAGAAGAAAUUUCUGAUGAGGAAAGGAGAAUCAUAACUCCAGUAUGGCGUCAGGCGAUCACUUGAUAGUGGCAGCUGUUGAUUUUGGAACCACAUUUUCUGGUUAUGCCUUUUCGUUCUUACAUGAAUACCAAAAGGAUCCUACGAAGUGUUCCACAUUUACCUGGACGGCGGGAAGCGGGGGCCUCCAAUCACUGAAGACCUCUAGUUGUGUCCUCUUUGACAAGCAUGGAAACUUCCAUUCUUGUGGAUUCGAGGCUGAGGACAAAUAUUCCGAACUUGCUCUGGACGAGGAGCAUCAUGACUGGAUGUUCUUUAAGCGAUUCAAGAUGAAUCUUUACAAACAAAUUGGAAUAAGGAGAGAUUUUAAGCUGGAAGCUGACAACGGUAAACAGAUGGAUGCCAUGAAAGUCUUUUCCAAAGUUAUCGAAUACUUAAAAGAUCACCUUGUGGAGAAAUGCAAGAGCCAGCAAACCUCGCUGGAUGUAGGAGACAUUAUGUUCGUGAUCACCGUUCCCGCCAUCUGGACUGACCCUGCCAAGCAGUUCAUGAGGGAAGCAGCUGAAAUGGCAGGCAUUGAUAAAGAUGAUUUGGUGAUAGCACUGGAGCCCGAGGCUGCUUCCCUCUUUUGUAAACACGUGCCCAUAGAGAAAAUGACAGGGUCCUCUGGAAAAGGUUUCAACGUAUUCUCUCCGGGUUCGGCAUACAUCGUACUUGAUGCCGGAGGAGGUACCAUUGAUAUAACAGUGCAUCAGGUGCAGCAAAAUGGCACCCUGAAAGAAAUUCACAAGGCAAAUGGAGGAGACUGGGGUGGAACAAAAGUUGAUGAAGCAUUCAGAGAAUUGCUAGAAGACAUCGUGGGAAAGAAAGUCAUGGAGAAAUUUUGUAAGGAUUACAAAUACGACAUGCUGGAACUUUUUAGAAAUUUUGAAGUAAAAAAGCGCACGAUUACCCCAGACUUGGACGAGAAGAUAACAUUUAAGGUGCCAAUUAGUUUGAAUGAAACUUUUAAGGCUGCAAACAAGUGCGACAUCAAAGAUACUUUGAAGAGAAAUCCAAAAUACAAAGAUCAAAUAAACUGGAUGGGCGACAAACUCAGAAUGAGUGCAAAUAUCGCUAAAGGUCUUUUCAGUAAUUCGGUUAGCCAUAUCGUGGAGCAUCUGAAAAACCUUGCACAGAUCCCGGAAGUCAGUAAAGCAACCUACAUUCUGAUGGUUGGCGGUUAUUCUGAAUCGCCAAUGCUCCGCGAUGCAGUAAUGGUGGCCUUCAAAAAUAAGAAAGUCGUCGUUCCUAACGAGGCUGGAUUAUCAGUUUUGAAGGGUGCCGUGAUAUUUGGCCACGAGCCAUCCACAAUUCAAUGCCGAGUGAGCAAAUAUACAUAUGGUAUUGGAACAUCAAUUCCAUUUGACGAACACGAACAUGAUUGGUCCAGACGAAUGGAGACUAGCACUGGAGAAGUGUUGUGCACGGGAGUAUUUCAUAAGCACGUGGAAAUCAAUCAACAAAUCGAAGUUGGAAUCCCACAAGCAGAACAAACAUAUACUGUCACGGAACCACACCAAACAAGAAUGACAUUAGAAGUUUAUAUUUCAAAAGAUCCCAAUCCAAUGUACGUUGAUGAAGAUGGAGAUGACGACAGCUAUGACUCUGAGAUUGACUGGUUUAAUGAGCAAGAGAAAUGCAUUUAUCUUGGAGAACUAGACAUCGAUAUCCCAGGCGAGGGACUGGGACGAUCAGCAACUGCUGCAAUGACAUUCAGCGGAACUGAGCUUAAGGUCGAAGCUUGGAAUGAAGGUGGAGAAUACACAGAAGCCUCAUUUGAUUUGUUGGAGUAAUUUUUAUUCAGGCUUCGAGAACGAACUAUGCGUGCAUUUUUCUUUAACAAUAAAAGAAAAUAAAAAGGACAAGUUUUAAUUUUUUUAAUCGCUUAAUAUUUUGGGAAAUAUAAUGUAGCUUGCCGUACCCAAAUUACCGGUAUAUUCUGAUUAUGAUUUCA